AUGGCUGGCCGUGCGCUGCUGUUGGUGUGCGCCCUCUGCGCGCUGUGCUGCGCCGCCGGCGGGGGCCGGGCGUGGGAUAUGGACUACUGCACUGAGGAGAACUGGGAAUUUUUGAAGUUGCUUAAUUCCAGCAAAAAUGCCACGGAACUUCUGGAUGAGUACUGCAGGCAUAACGCAACUUUUGUGGCGGCAAUUAAACAUAAACUUACCGCAACUGGGGGCAGCGCUGGCAACGGCAAUCCCGGGGGCACGGGGGAAGAAAAGGCGCCGACAAGGUCCGAGGAAGGCCCACAAGCAGCAAAUGAAGAGUCGUCGUCCCCGACCAUGAAACAAGAAGGAGAUGUAAACUCCGCAGGCGGCAGCAGCGAACCAUCGCAAGAUGCGGCGCGAGGGGGAAAGGCGGGCGACGAGGCCCGGUCGCGCCUU
Molecule: messenger RNA, 426 nt
Organism: Trypanosoma conorhini
Lineage: Eukaryota; Euglenozoa; Kinetoplastea; Trypanosomatida; Trypanosomatidae
Exons: 1
Source: RefSeq, a predicted model, not a curated record